This is a messenger RNA of Gossypium raimondii (Peruvian cotton), 1944 nucleotides long. RefSeq names its product protein WVD2-like 6. Lineage: Eukaryota; Viridiplantae; Streptophyta; Magnoliopsida; Malvales; Malvaceae. The transcript is spliced from 9 exons. The record is from RefSeq and is a predicted model, not a curated record. Gene Ontology annotation, molecular function: microtubule binding. Bases 235 to 1542 code for a protein of 435 amino acids.
AGUGUGACCUGGAAUGCAAAUGGAUUUCAGCAUAAAAUGACAUUUCAACUUACAACCUUCAAAAAAUUCCGAUUAUUUUAUUAAUUUUGAAGUAGUGCUUGGAUCUUGUAUCUUCACUGUUUAUUUAUCUUACCAUCUUCCUUUUUAUCAGAUCCUUUCCAUUUUCCUUCGCUACUUCCUUCUAGGCUUCAUUCCCAUGGAGUUUUGAUUUGUCGCACGCUUUACAAGUGUGUGAUGGAUUCCGAUACCGUAUCGUCCGCGGGUGGGCUUGAGGUUGCCCAUCAAAAUGGUGUUUAUCCGUCCGGGGAUGCGUAUGACAGUGGUGUUACAGAUAAUGCGAACGGGACCGUUGCGGAAAGUUUCGAGACUUGUUUAUAUAAUGAAAUGGAUGACAAUGGAGCAACUGAACAAGCUAGAGAAGGGCCAAAUGAGUGUGUGGAAAGCAGUGGAUUGAUUGAUUCUAAGGAAGGGGGAGUCAAAGAUAAUCCGAAACAAUCCGAACCUGAUAAGGUUCAAGGCAAGACCAAGAAUGAAAAGCCCUCUGUUCCCAAAAAAGUUUCUCCAGCUUUAGUGAAGAAACGUAAAGAUGGAAAGAUUGCAAAGGCAACAGUGCCAGCUCCGAAUGGUGGUUCUGUUGCUACAAAUCCACGUAUGAAACAGCCUCUUAAAAGUAGAUCAUUGAACGAAAGACAAGCCAAUGUAUCCAAGCAUUCCGAAAAACCAGAUGCAGGCAAUGCGGAGAAACCAAAGCUAAAGCCUCUGAAUAAAGUUGAAGGAGACACAGAAUCAUCAAGCCCAACGGCAGCUGAUGCUAAAGUUCAUAAGAUCGGUACUCUUCCAAAUUAUGGUUUCAGUUUCAAGUGCGAUGAACGGGCUGAGAAAAGGAAAGAGUUCUACAAUAAACUCGAGGAAAAAAUUCAUGCAAGGGAAGUAGAAAAGAGCAAUUUGCAAGCCAAGUCUAAGGAAACUCAAGAAGCUGAGAUUAAGAUGUUUAGGAAGACUUUGAAAUUCAAAGCGACUCCAAUGCCAAGCUUCUAUCAGGAACCUACACCUCCAAAGGUGGAAUUAAAGAAGAUACCACCUACAAGAGCUAAAUCUCCAAAGCUUGGUCGGAGGAAAAGCUCAACUCCUUCAGACAUUGAUGGUAACAGCAAUAACAAUCACCAACCAGGCCGGCUAAGUCUGGAUGAGAAAGCAUCUCAGAGCAUCUCUGCCAAAGUGAUUUCUCCUGUCCAUGCGAAGAAGUCACAGAGGAAAUCACUUCCCAAACUGCCUUCUCAGAAGACAAGUUUGUCCGGUGCAAAAAAUGAGGAACAGAAAUCCAAGGAGUCUGAUCAGGAAACGACAACUAAACCGAAAGCAACAUCUAAAGUAACAAGGGAGGAGAGUACGGCAUCAUCUUAUUUGAAAAAUGAAGAAUCAUCUCCAAUUCAACAACUGGAGGCAUUUUCCGGAGCUAAUUCAGGUGGAAGUCAGCCUGACUUAGAUCUAGGGCCAGUGAUUGGAGACUUGGAACAAGAGCCAAUUGCGGUGGAGCAUUAAGUAUGGCAAUGGUUUUAAGUGGACACUAGUAUAUAAAGUUCUCGACCUCAUUUUGCAUAAAUAAGGACGACUGAGACUGAAUUAUUUGAUGAUCAAAGGCAUGGAAACUGGAAACUUCUACAUUAUGAGUGAUGAUGAUGUCGUCUUUUGUCUUCUCCGAUAUCCAGCAGCUUCGGUAGGUUUGCAAAGGUUGCUGAGGUUGUUUGCAGCAUUGUAUGUCCUAAUUUAUGUUGUUCAAGGAUGGCUUAUUUUGUUUCUAAAGUUGUCUGCUGUUGGCCAAACCUGCUUAAGUCCAUUUAUAUUGUGUAAAUUGCUCUCUGUUUGUUCUAUGAAAUUAGUGUCUUGCUAUUUGCAGAGAUUGAUUAUCUAUUUAAUUUUACAUUCUUUUAUUGUUUUUUUCUA